AUGCGCGCGUCGCUGUAUUGGCUCGCUCCCUUUGCGCUCGCGGUGGCCGCAACCGACGUACCAAUCGACGUCGGCGUCGGCUGUGUCUACGACUCUACCACCGCGUACCCCGGCCCGAUGGACGAUAAGAGGUCGCCCGCGUUUGUAUGGACCGUCUCAAACGCCACCGCCACGUUCGUGAGACUGCGUUUUGAUGGGUUUGCAUUGCCACCCAACGACUAUGUGCGCCUCUCGUCGCUCGAAGUCAACAGCACUGAGGGUCCAUUGGUGCUCUCGGGUCGCAACUACUCGGGGUCGUUUGACGCGCCGGCGAUUGCCACGACGAGCCUCCGCGUCGAGCUCUUCACGACCCAUCGUCACCCAUUCACAAGCAGCAACGAGAGCACCCAUUGCUACGGCUUCCGUCUUGGCUCGUACAACACCGAGAUCGAACGAACGCGCAGCGAGAGCAUUUGCGGCAAGAAAGAUCGCUCGGUCGACGCCAUCUGCCUAGAGGGCAACCCGGUCGUGUUUCAACGGUCCAAAGCGAUCGCUCGGCUCGUUAUUCGGCGCAAGAACCAACUCUUUGGCUGCACGGGCUGGCUCCUCGGGUGCGAGGGCCACCUCAUGACCAACCACCACUGCAUCUUUGACGCUUUGGACGCGAGCAACACCAAAAUCGAGUUUCUAGCGCAGGCCAAAAGCUGUCCCGGGCCCGCUGGCACCGAAGUCUGCAACCGCGCGCUGUCGUGCCGCGGCCAAGAGUACACGGGCGCCAUCACGUUUGUCACGACCAACGCACGGCUCGACUACACGCUCCUCAAGCUCGACACUUCGGUUGCGACGACGUAUGGGUACCUCAAACUCCGACCGUCGGGGCCCCGCCUCGGCGAGCCCGCGUACCUUAUAACCCACCCCAUGGCAUGGGGCAAGCGCAUCGCGUUCAAGGACGCCAACGGCACGGCGCUCCUCCGCGUGGGCUCGGAUACGCAGGUGAGCUACGACCUCGACACGCAGAAGAUGUCGUCCGGAUCCCCGGUGCUCUCGUUCCUUGACCACUCGGUCGUGGCCCUCCACCACGCGGGCUACGUCUUCUGCCCCAACCUCGGCAUUAUGAGCCACCUCCUGCACAACGACUUGGUCACGCGCCAGAUCCUGCCGAGCUACUGCGACAAGCCGGUGUAG
Molecule: messenger RNA, 1164 nt
Organism: Saprolegnia parasitica CBS 223.65
Lineage: Eukaryota; Oomycota; Saprolegniomycetes; Saprolegniales; Saprolegniaceae
Exons: 1
Coding region: 1-1164 (387 amino acids)
Source: RefSeq, a predicted model, not a curated record